AUGGAUGAAUCGUUUUGUCCAAGAAUGGUCAGACGCAUAUCAGGAAUAGAGAGUCUCAGAAUCAAUACUUCCGUGCCACAAUAUGUGUCGCAGGCGACAAGUAGCUCGGCACCGGAAUGUCAAUAUCCCAUAUCAGAUUCUCUACGCGCCUCAAUAGAUCUUGAUCUUGGAGAAGUCGGACACCGGGUCAAUGUCGCCAACCAAAAAUCGUCUCCAGAAAUACUUUGGGCUUCAUCGUCAACAUACAAGGCGACCACUAUAAUGGCUUUCCGGGGACGUAGUUCGACUAAGAUUAGGCAAAUAAUAGCGGCUGAACCUUUCAACGUCGCAAAAAUUGUUGAUGGCCAACCGGUGCAGAUGUUUAGAUAUCAUGAGUUACCAGUAGCUCCUAGAAUGCCAUGCCUUCCACUCAGCUCGAAUCCGGUCAACGUAAGUGAGCUCGAAUCGCCAAGUCCAAAUUCACAAUCCUCAUUGUGUCUUCAAAAUAGCUUGCCCCCAUGUCUCACUAUUAAGCUUCCUAAAUUGACAGCAACCACUGUAGAAGGUAGGAAAGUCGAUCCUUUAAUCAAACCACACCGUUCAGUCAGAACACCCCCCAUGUUCACCAGAGAAGCACAAGCAACCUUGAACGAAACGCAGGCUUGGAAAAUCUACGCGGAAAAAACACACAAGGCCUAUAUCAAGCUCAGCAACGCAGUCCAAGAAGUCGAAAACAUGGACCGACAACUUGAAGAAGAUAUUCAUCAACUCAAAGACAAGAACGAACAACUUGAGGAAGAGGUGCGAAAGUUCCGCGCGGCCCGUGCUGCUCCAAGCCAACAAAAAGCCUUUGCAGAACACUUUAAGAUGUUGUUCGAGAGAGAAUCGAAAAAGGUUGAGUCUCUCGAAAACGAACUCCAGAUUGCACUCAAACACUCAGCUGAAGAGUCCAAGAAGGUCGUCAUGCUUGAAAAAAAUGUUGAACUCGCAAUCAACCUCGCAGAUGCAUCCACAGCAUUAGCCGAAACCCUCCAGGCCAAUUUUUCAAAGCGAACAAUAUUACAACGAUCAUCGGAAUGGACUGAAAGCUGGAGCAAUUCGGAUGAAGCAAAGUUCAAUGUAGUCAAACUUCUCGCUUCAUCCUCAUCGUCAACGACUCCUUCGCUCGACAGCUCACCGAUGCCAUUAUCCUCUAAUAAUUGCACAGGCUGGAUGACAGCAGCGCAAAUCCUGGAGCUCCCUGUACCAGAGGAUUAUUCAGAUCUUGAGGUUUGCGAGGAAAUUCCAUCAAAAAGCGAUUCUCCGAUUCUGGUUGAGCUCCCAAUCAUUCUCGAAUCUCCAACCGAACUCCCAGGCACCUCCGAAUUCCCAAUUCUACCGAGCCCUACAUUCACCCUCAAUAAGACUCUCUUUUGUCCUACCGUUCCCCGCAUCUCCAUUUCUCCAUCUUUUACACUUAGCUCAGCUGCGUCCGCAAGUCUAGAUUGGUGUCCGAGUUUGGCUACAUGGGAAUGGUGCAGUGUGCCGGAUUUGAGGUUGACAGACUUUGCGAAGGAAGACAAGAAGAGAAGAAGAUGCUCCGGGAGAGUUUUCGAAGGAACGGAGUUGGCGAGUUUCAGAUUGGGUGAUUGCUCUGGUAGCUGUGCUUGA
This is a messenger RNA of Botrytis fragariae, 1629 nucleotides long. RefSeq lists its product as uncharacterized. The transcript is spliced from 2 exons. Lineage: Eukaryota; Fungi; Ascomycota; Leotiomycetes; Helotiales; Sclerotiniaceae. Bases 1 to 1629 code for a protein of 542 amino acids. The record is from RefSeq and is a predicted model, not a curated record.